GGAGGGGCAGCAGCCAGAGAGCACUUGCUGGGGCUGAGGGCGCAGGCUCGGAGGGGCGUGUGGUCGCCAGAAGGCCGGGAAGAUGAUAUUAACCGUGUUCUUGAGCAACAAUGAACAGAUUUUAACAGAAGUUCCUAUAACACCAGAAACAACAUGUCGAGAUGUGGUAGAAUUUUGCAAGGAACCUGGAGAAGGCAGUUGCCAUUUAGCUGAAGUGUGGAGGGGAAAUGAGCGUCCCAUACCCUUUGAUCACAUGAUGUAUGACCAUCUUCAGAAGUGGGGGCCACGCAGGGAAGAAGUGAAAUUUUUCCUUCGACAUGAGGAUUCCCCAACCGAGAGCAGUGAGCAAGGUGCCCGGCAGACCCGAGAGCAGAAGGCUCCGAGAAACGCCGCGAACGUGCCUGUGGAGCAGCGCGCGGAAAACGGCGUGGGAAAUCCACGCGCGGAGCUGACCCUCUCCGAGCUCCAAGACAUGGCCGCCAGGCAGCAGCAGCAGAUUGAAAAUCAGCAGCAAAUGUUGGUUGCCAAGGAACAACGUUUACAUUUCCUGAAGCAGCAGGAGCGCCGUCAGCAGCAGUCUCUCUCUGAAAAUGAAAAGCUUCAGAAAUUGAAAGAGCGAGUCGAAGCCCAGGAAAACAAGCUGAAGAAAAUCCGUGCCAUGAGGGGACAAGUGGACUACAGCAAAAUCAUGAACGGCAACCUGUCUGCUGAAAUAGAAAGGUUCAGCGCCAUGUUCCAGGAAAAGAAGCAGGAAGUACAGACGGCAAUAUUAAGAGUUGAUCAGCUCAGUCAGCAACUGGAAGAUUUAAAGAAAGGGAAGCUGAGCGGGCUCCAGUCUUACAACGGCAAGCUGGCGGGACCGGCGGCGGCAGAGCUGAAGAGACUGUACCAGGAGCUUCAGAUUCGCAAUCAGCUGAACCAGGAGCAGGCCUGCAAGCUGCAGCAGCAGCAGGAGCUCCUGAACAAGCGCCACGUGGAGGCGGCCGCCAUGGACAGGCGGAUCAGCGAGCUGCGGGAGCGCCUCUGCGGGAAGAAAGUCCAGCUGAGCCGUGUGAAUGGCACGUCGUCUCCACAGUCGCCGCUCGGCACACCUGGCAGGGUCGCCGCGGUGGGGCCCUACAUCCAGGUCCCCAGUGCCGGCGGCUAUCCUGUCCCGGCGGACCCUGUAAAGCCCCAGUCUCUCACUAUCGCCUCAAAUGCUGCCCACGGAAGAUCCAAAUCCGCCAAUGAUGGAAACUGGCCAACGUUAAAACAGAAUUCCAGUUCUUCAGUGAAGCCGCCGCAGAGCGCCAGUGUGGACUGGAAGGACCCGAGCGUGGAGGGUCCUCUCAAGCCAGGGGCCGUCUCGAGCCAGCCUGUGCCCUUGUCCACUUUAGGAGCCACGGAAAAGCUGGGCAUCGAGAUCAGUAAAGUGCCACCGCCCCUCCCUGGCGCUGGCAAGCAGCUGCCUCCAAGCUACGGAACCUACCCGAGCCCCGCGCCCAUGGGCCCCGGGUCCACACACUCCCUGGAGAGGAGGAAGGAAGGCAGCCUGCCCAGGCCCGGUGCAGGCCCGCCCGGCCGGCCGAAGCCCGGCCCGCUGCCCACCCCGGGCGGCCACACGCCCACCUCCUCACAGCAGAUCCAGCAGAGGAUCUCCGUGCCGCCAAGUCCCACGUACCCGCCGGCCGGGCCGCCUGCCUUCCCCGCUGGGGACGGCAAACCUGAACUCCCACUGACUGUGGCCAUUAGGCCCUUUCUGGCUGAUAAAGGGUCAAGGCCACAGUCCCCCAGGAAAGGACCCCAGACAGUGAAUUCAAGUUCCAUAUACUCCAUGUACCUCCAGCAGGCCACGCCUCCGAAGAAUUACCAGCCGGCGGUGCACAGCACCUUAAAUAAGUCUGUUAAAGCAGUGUACGGUAAACCCGUUUUACCAUCCGGUUCAACGUCCCCAUCGCCAUUACCGUUUCUUCACGGGUCAGCGGCCACGAGCACGUCACAGCCCCAGCCGCCUCCGGAAAGUGCUGAGAAAGAGCCAGAGCCCGACAGCCCUGCCCCUCCCGGGGACGGCGGCACCGGCACGGGCACCGUGGAGAGCCUGCCGCGACCGCUCAGCCCCACCAAGCUCACGCCCAUCGUGCACUCGCCGCUGCGCUACCAGAGCGACGCCGACCUGGAGGCGCUGCGCCGGAAGCUGGCCAAUGCGCCCCGGCCCCUGAAGAAGCGCAGCUCCAUCACAGAACCCGAGGGCCCCGGGGGGCCCAACAUCCAGAAGCUGCUGUACCAGCGCUUCAACACCCUGGCCGGUGGCAUGGAGGGCACCCCUUUCUACCAGCCCGGCUCCUCGCAGGACUUCAUGGGCACCCUGGCCGACGUGGACAAUGGAAAUACCAAUGCCAACGGGAACCUGGGAGAGGCCAGCCCUGCCCAGCCCACAGCCCCACUCCCCGCCGAGCCUGCCCCGGCCUCGGACGCCAAUGACAAUGAGCUCCCUUCCCCUGAACCGGAGGGGCUCAUCCGCCCCCAAGGCACCCACCAAAUGGCUGAGCCUGCCGAGGAUGACAACAACAAUGUGGCCACGGUCCCAUCCACGGAGCAGGUCCCCAGCCCUGGGGCUGAGGCCCCCUCACCAGGGGAAGACCAAGCCCCCCCACCGCUGCCCCCCAGCGUGCCCCUGCCUGGAGCCUCCACGCAGAGCAAACGGACCAACUUGAAGAAGCCUAACUCGGAGCGAACGGGGCACGGGCUGAGAGUUCGGUUCAAUCCCCUGGCACUGCUUCUAGAUGCUUCUCUGGAAGGAGAGUUUGACCUGGUGCAGAGGAUCAUCUAUGAGGUGGAAGACCCCAGCAAGCCCAACGACGAAGGCAUCACCCCGCUGCACAACGCCGUCUGCGCCGGCCACCACCACAUCGUGAAGUUCCUGCUGGACUUCGGGGUCAACGUGAACGCCGCCGACAGCGAUGGCUGGACGCCGCUGCACUGCGCCGCCUCUUGCAACAGCGUCCACCUCUGCAAACAGCUGGUGGAGAGUGGUGCCGCCAUCUUUGCCUCAACCAUCAGCGACAUUGAAACCGCCGCGGACAAGUGUGAGGAGAUGGAGGAAGGCUACAUCCAGUGCUCGCAGUUCCUCUAUGGGGUGCAGGAGAAGCUGGGCGUGAUGAACAAGGGCGUGGUGUAUGCCCUGUGGGGCUACGAGGCCCAGAACGGCGACGAGCUGUCCUUCCAUGAGGGGGAUGCCAUCACCGUCCUCAGGCGCAAGGACGAGAGCGAGACCGAGUGGUGGUGGGCCCGCCUCGGCGACCGGGAGGGCUACGUGCCCAAAAACCUGCUGGGGUUGUAUCCACGGAUCAAACCCCGGCAGCGAACACUGGCCUGAGCUUCCGUCCGGGGCGCUGCCCGGGCCCGCCCGCCGCGAGGAGCCUGCUCCGCCGUCUCUCCAGGAAAGCCGAAGCCGGACGCGGGUUACAAUGGUGCUCACUUGCGCAGACAGCAUCCACAAUGUGAAUCCCUGCAGUUCCCCGGGGAGGCCCUUUCUUCAGUUUGCCCGUAACUGGGAGAGGUACUUUUGCCUCCAAGAAGACUGAAUUUUGCCAAUUACUGUAAAUCCAAAUAAAUAUCCAGCUUUCUAAACAGCUA
Suricata suricatta (meerkat) is the source of this 3615-nucleotide messenger RNA. It is a transcript of the gene PPP1R13B, whose product is annotated as protein phosphatase 1 regulatory subunit 13B. The record is from RefSeq and is a predicted model, not a curated record. Bases 83 to 3355 code for a protein of 1090 amino acids. Lineage: Eukaryota; Metazoa; Chordata; Mammalia; Carnivora; Herpestidae. Gene Ontology annotation, cellular component: nucleus. Gene Ontology annotation, molecular function: p53 binding; transcription factor binding. The transcript is spliced from 17 exons. Gene Ontology annotation, biological process: regulation of apoptotic process; negative regulation of cell cycle; apoptotic process.